AUGAAGUUUAUGAGUAACGAAUUUUCUCGUUUCACACUCAAUAAUGAUGUGGAGGAUUUAACUGAAAAGUUUAGCCGUCUGAAAAUCAACAGCAACAAUAUCAGUAAUAUUGAAAAUAGUGAUUCUAACAACAAUCUAAACAACGAAUAUAACGAAAAUCACAAUAAUACCAGCAUCUUUAAGGCUAAACCCAUUGCUUAUUGCGGUCGUAAACUUCAAGGAAAUAGCAGCAGAAGUCGGUUAAUUAAUAAUUUGAAACGUAAAAUCAACGAAGAAU
This is a messenger RNA of Ambispora leptoticha, 277 nucleotides long. Lineage: Eukaryota; Fungi; Glomeromycota; Glomeromycetes; Archaeosporales; Ambisporaceae. The record is from the annotation of a GenBank genome assembly.